UUGCAAUGUGAUAAUUGCUGAAAAUGAUGACUAUGGAUCAACAGCGACUAUUAAUCAGGAUUUAAUUAUUGGGAAAGAUAUCUCAUUUAUGCCUUGUAACAUAGAGGAAUAUAAUGAGUAUAUAAAUAAUACCCCAUACUAUGUUUUACAACUUUACAGUUAUCUUGUUAAUGGCCAAAAAGUUGUAGUUACAUUUUCUGGUAUAAAAGUUUUCUUCGAUAUUCGUGUUUCCGAUAACCAAAAUAUUGAUAUAUUCGAAACUGAAAUAAAAAAUAUUAUUGCCAAUGGAAAAGAUGGCGAAGGGGGAACUGUAGAUAUGACAGAACUCCAGACAGAACAUAUAAAGGCAUUUCCUAUUCGCGGUUAUUACAAAGAAAAAAAACCCUAUGUUCGUAUUAUUACAACUACUAGUAAACAAAGAUCAAUCGCUCUUAAUAUUAUCCUAAAAUAUAAUUCAGAAAUUACAUCAUCCGAUAUAGAUAAAUCUAAGCUGGAAACCGCCUCAGAUGAUUUGAGCGCAUACUACCGAAAAGUUGCUAGAGAAUAUAGGAUUCCACUCUCUAGAUGGAUUUUAUUAACUAAUUACAAAUAUGCGAAGCAUAGAGUCUCCGACUCAUAUAAUAGCCAUAGAAUGCCUUAUAGUGCCCGUUCACCUCUUUGUGAACAUGCUUUUUAUUUAUCUGUUAAUAAUUUUUGCCAUGUUGAGGAUCCCGCA
Messenger RNA from Dentiscutata erythropus, 715 nucleotides. Lineage: Eukaryota; Fungi; Glomeromycota; Glomeromycetes; Diversisporales; Gigasporaceae. The record is from the annotation of a GenBank genome assembly.